AUGUCAGUGAGGACAAAACUCAAACACCUUACCUUCAAUCCAGCCAACAACAUCCGCUCGCUUUCCUCCUACUUGAAUUCACAGCCGCAGUCGUUCCGGCACCGUCCUUCUUCACCUCCGGCGAAAACCCAGCAAGAAGAUCCGCAUUCCCUUAUCAAAGAAGACCCAAUUCAAGUCCUUUCGGACCUCUGGGUCAAAACCUUUUCCCAACGCCAGUCCCCAAAGCCAUUUUCCAACCUCACCGGUUUCCUCUCCAAGUUAGACCUCUGGGUCCUCGCUUAUCAGCGGACGUGCGCCCACGCCACCGGAACCUUCCCGCCUCGUAAUGCUUUUCACUCGAAUGUUCUUUCCGGACUCGUAUCUCUACGGAAUGCUGUUGUGCAGAACAAGUUUUCGUGGAAUUGCCGGACCCAGCAGUUCAUUCGAGGUCCCAAUGAGAAGCCCAUCACUGCAGCGCUCUCGAGAAAACAGUUGAACGCGAUUCUGAACUCCAGGAAGACGACGUUUCAAGAUCGGGUUGUUCAGGAGGUACUUUUAAUGAUUCUUGAGCCUGUUUUUGAGCCGUAUUUUUCGCCUAAAUCGCAUGCUUUUAGGCCUGGUAGGAACGCUCAUACUGUAGUUAGGACUAUUAGGAGCAAUUUUGCUGGGUACUUGUGGUUUUUGAGGGGUGAUGUCAGUGAGAUUUUUGAUGAAAUAGAUGUGAAUGUAGUCAUGGAGUUUGUUGAAAAGGCUGUGAAAGAUAAGAAAGUUUUGAGUUUGAUAAAAUCUGGUCUAAAGGGAGGUGGUGGUACUUUUUCACAUGAGCCAGAGGAUGGGGGGAAAAUGAAAAAGGGGGAUCGGAAGAGAGCAAAGACGAAGAAGAGGAUUUUAAAUGAGAAUGAGCCGAAACCAGACCCUUACUGGUUGAGGACAUUUUUCAAUUUUGCACCUGAAGAGGCUGCAAAGCUACCAGAAUAUGGAUAUUGUGGAAUACUUAGUCCGUUGCUAGCUAACGUGUGUCUUAACGAACUGGACCAGGUCAUGGAAGAGAAGAUAGUAGAGUUCUUUAGGCCUUCUCAACGAGAUUCGAUAUGGAGACAUUCAAUAGACGAUGGUUGUCAUAACCCUUCUUGGCCCGAAUUUGUUCCAUCAAGUGGGAAGGAGAAGACAAGGAAGAUGGAUUAUAUUCGAUACGGGGGGCAUUUUCUUAUUGGAAUCCGGGGACCAAGAGAGGGGGCAGUGAGAAUUAGGAAGGAAAUCAUUGAUUUCUGUGAGGAAAAAUUUGGAAUAAGAUUGGACAACUCUAAAAUUGAGAUUCAGCAUAUCGCUAGGGGAGUUGAAUUUCUGGAUCACAUUAUAUGCCGCAGAGUUAUUUAUCCUACUCUUCGCUACACAGGGACUGGUGGGAAGAUUGUUAGCGAGAAAGGUGUGGGGACUUUGCUUUCUGUCACAGCCAGUUUGGAGAGGUGUAUUCGCCAGUUUAGGAGACUUGAAUUUGUGAAAGGUGACCGGGAUCCAGAACCACUCCCUUGCACUCCAAUGCUUUAUUCGGGGCAGGCACAUACUAAUGCUCAAAUGAAUAAAUUCCUUGAAACGAUGGCUGACUGGUACAGAUAUGCAGAUAACAGGAAGAAAAUUGUUGGUUUUUGUGCUUAUGUGAUCCGAAGUUCUUUAGCUAAAUUGUAUGCGGCCAGGUAUAGGUUGAAAUCUCGUGCAAAAGUAUACAAAAUUGCUGCACGUAACCUCAGCCGUCCAUUGAGAGAGAGCAGCAAUAAUUCUGCUCCAGAAUAUUCUGAUCUUUUAAGGAUGGGACUAGUUGAUGCAAUUGAAGGCGUGCAGUUUUCUCGCAUGGCUUUAAUUCCUUCAUGUGAUUACAGUCCAUUCCCUAGGAAUUGGGUCCCAGAUCAUGAAAGGUUGUUGCAUGAAUACAUCAAGUUACAAGACCCGAAAUUCUUCUGUGAACUGCUCAAAUCUGUCAAAAAGAAAGGUCAAACAUUGCCACAAGAUCAAAUUUCUGAGAUUUUGUGGCACUGCAAGGUACUUGGUAUCAGAAGCUAUUUUAAUGGUGCACAAGAGAUGCCUGAUGCUUCUACAACAUCAAUAUAG
Molecule: messenger RNA, 2085 nt
Organism: Oldenlandia corymbosa var. corymbosa
Lineage: Eukaryota; Viridiplantae; Streptophyta; Magnoliopsida; Gentianales; Rubiaceae
Source: the annotation of a GenBank genome assembly